Messenger RNA from Onychostruthus taczanowskii (white-rumped snowfinch), 3832 nucleotides. It is a transcript of the gene LDB1, whose product is annotated as LIM domain binding 1. The coding region runs from base 372 to 1499 and encodes 375 amino acids. NCBI's taxonomy places the organism in Eukaryota, Metazoa, Chordata, Aves, Passeriformes, Passeridae. The transcript is spliced from 11 exons. Gene Ontology annotation, biological process: nervous system development; negative regulation of transcription by RNA polymerase II; positive regulation of transcription by RNA polymerase II. Gene Ontology annotation, molecular function: LIM domain binding. Gene Ontology annotation, cellular component: transcription regulator complex; nucleus. The record is from RefSeq and is a predicted model, not a curated record.
CUGCUGCCGGGGGGGGGGGGGUUUGGCAGCCCCCCUUCCAAGUUGUACUCUCCCAGAGGGAUAAUGUACUCCUUGCCAUCCCUGGGGGUGCAUCCUGCCCCACUGCAGCUCCUCUUGCACCCUGCCAGAGAUGUUUCCCUGCUCCUUUCUUCCCCUCUGCAAGAGCCUUGGAGCAGGGAGGCUGUCAGCUGGGAACCUGAUGCACUCUUGUGCCCGAGGUUGGUGGGGAGCUGCUGGGGCCAGUGAAAGCCUGAGGGGGGCUUUGCCCCCCACCUCAGAUAUGGAGAGGCUGUUCCUCUAAGUCGUUCAAGCUGUACUCGCCAAAGGAGCCCCCGAACGGCAACGCCUUCCCCCCCUUCCACCCAGGCACCAUGCUGGAUCGAGAUGUGGGACCUACUCCUAUGUACCCACCGACGUACCUGGAGCCUGGAAUCGGGAGGCACACGCCGUACGGGAACCAGACCGACUACAGGAUAUUUGAGCUCAACAAGCGGCUGCAGAACUGGACAGAGGAAUGUGACAAUCUGUGGUGGGAUGCCUUCACCACAGAGUUCUUUGAGGAUGACGCCAUGUUAACAAUCACUUUCUGCUUGGAGGAUGGACCAAAGAGAUACACGAUUGGCCGGACUCUGAUUCCCCGUUACUUCCGCAGCAUCUUUGAAGGGGGAGCCACAGAGCUGUACUACGUGCUCAAGCACCCCAAGGAAUCCUUCCACAACAACUUCGUCUCGCUGGACUGUGACCAGUGCACCAUGGUCACCCAGCAUGGCAAGCCCAUGUUCACCCAGGUGUGUGUGGAGGGGCGGCUCUACCUGGAGUUCAUGUUUGAUGACAUGAUGAGGAUAAAGACGUGGCAUUUCAGCAUCCGCCAGCAUCGAGAACUUAUUCCCCGCAGCAUCCUUGCCAUGCAUGCACAGGAUCCCCAGAUGCUGGACCAGUUAUCCAAGAACAUCACACGCUGUGGGCUCUCAAACUCCACACUCAACUACCUCCGACUCUGUGUAAUCCUAGAACCAAUGCAGGAGCUCAUGUCACGGCACAAGACCUACAGCCUCAGUCCCCGGGACUGCCUCAAGACUUGCCUCUUCCAGAAGUGGCAGCGGAUGGUUGCUCCGCCCGCUGAGCCAGCACGGCAGCAGCCCAGCAAGCGCCGGAAAAGGAAGAUGUCGGGCGGCAGCACCAUGAGCUCUGGUGGGGGAAACACCAACAACAGCAACAGCAAGAAGAAGAGCCCAGCCAGCACCUUUGCCCUGUCCAGUCAGGUACCUGAUGUGAUGGUGGUAGGCGAGCCCACGCUGAUGGGGGGGGAGUUUGGGGACGAGGACGAGCGCCUCAUCACCCGGCUGGAGAACACGCAGUUUGACGCCGCCAACGGCAUCGACGACGAGGACAGCUUCAACAACUCGCCGGCGCUGGGGGCCAACAGCCCCUGGAACAGCAAACCGCCCUCCAGCCAGGAGAGCAAGUCAGAGAACCCCACGUCGCAGGCGUCGCAGUAACGGCCCCCCCGCCGCCCCGUGGACUCAGUCCCAACCAAUCUACCUGUACAUUUGCAACGGAGAGUGACUGGGAAGCGGCGAGGUACCGGGGGCGGAUCGGCGCCACGUCAAUGAUGGGGUGCACGGCCCGGGGUGCACACCAGGCAGGCAGCCCCCAGCCGUCACCCCCGCCGCCUCCCCGCGCCCCCACGCCUGCCUCCCUGACGGACCCCAGGGCAGGGGUGGGUUUCCGGGGCCGUAGCUUCAUUAUUCCCCCUCCGCUCUUCUUUUCUGCUUCUUGCCCAGAGAGCUUCUCAUCCCUGUCCCAACAUGCCCGACCCCUCCCUGCCAAGUGAGGGGGAAUGGUGGGGAGGUGUUGGCAGCGGCUGGCGUUACCAGAUGCCGUGUGUUGGGGUCUGGCACAGCGCAGAGACCCUCCUCCUCCCUGGGCCCUGUGGCUGGUGUUUGCUGAGCAGCCACUUGCAGUGGGGUUGCACAUCCCCAGUCCAACGUGGGGCUGGUUGGGAGGGGCAGUGAUGGAAAGCCUUCCCUGUGCCUCAGGCUCUGCCACGGAGCUUCCUCCUGCCAGGGUCAGAUCCUGCAGUGCUGGGAUGGUGUUGAGGAUAGGGCCCCGUCACAUUUUCCCACUCUCCUGCACCUUCCCCUUCCCCUCGCUCCCCAGAGCGAGAGCGCAGCACAGCCAUGGGGGGACUCUUGUAUAUAGGAAGUGCGUGGUGGGGGGCUGGGGGGGCACGGAGGACCUGGGGCUCUGCUGGAGCAGCCGGUGUCCUUGUUCCCUGCCUGCAGCCCCUGUGUUUCCCUCCACCCUGCGUGAGUCUGCCUGGGGCCCCUUUGGAACCCCUGGCUCCUGGUACCUCCUACUUUUGUCUUUUUUUAAGAAAAAAAAAAUAAUAUUAUUAAAUUGUAAGUUUAAAAAAGAGAAAGAAAAAAAAAAAUGGGAAAAUACCCCCUGAGCCCCCUUGCCCAUUCCCCCCUCCUGUCCCAAACCCUUUCACCCUGUCCUGACUUUUGUACAGGCUUCUUCUCUUGGAAGUCUCGUUUUAUAUCCAGUUCGGAGAGCUUCAAACCAAGGAGAGACUUUGCAGACUUCCUUUCUAAUCCCUCCAGAGGUCAGGGGGGCCAGCCCCCCGCCUCUCUUCUCAAUGUAAAUCUUGUGUGCUGUUGUCCCCGCUCCCCCCCUCGGGUUCGUGUACCUCGUGCUUGUACAUUUCCGCGCUGUAGACAGUGUGUACGAUACUGUUCUUUCAAUGUGUUAUCACUAGAGCAGGUGCCUCCAUUGAUGUUAGGGGAAACGAUGAGAAAAGUAAUAAUUUUUGGGGUUUUUUUUUUGGUUUAAAAAAAAAAAAAAAGAGAAAAAAAAUAAUCCCUUCCAAGGCUUUUUCCAAGGAGAAGAUGGGAGGUGCCGGGGGAGGGUGUUUGUGCUAACUAACUAGUUCACCCCAGCAGCCUUGGAGUGGGGUUUUGGGGGAAGAUGGGAGUCUGGGCUGCCUGUGGGAGCCCCCUGGCAUGCCCCGUGGUGGGGUUGCAGCAAGUGCUGCUGUGGGAGGGGACUGCCCUAGUGGGGGUAUCAGUGUGUGUAAGAGUGUGUGUGCGAGAGGUCUGUGUGUCUGUCUGCGUGCGUAAGGGAGCCUGGGGCAGGCAGAGCAGCCCUGAAGUUUGGGGGAGUGAGGGGUGCACUCCAUUCUCUCUGUCAUACACCCCCCAGUUCCCUGCUGGGGAUCCCACAGUCUGUGUCCCACUGCCCCAUGGGGCUUGGGGCUGGCAGGGUGUCACUGAGGGCCUGCUGUCCCCGGGGCUCUGGCUGCUGCAGGGGUGCUACUAGCACCCUGUGCUUUGCCCACUCGUGGGUGAGACUGCAGGAGGUUGGCUGAGAUGGAGUGGGGGAAACCCUGUGUGUCCUCUCCUUCUGCUGUCCCUGUGGUUGAGCAGGGAGACAGAGCCUUGAGUCAGCCCUGGUGUGAUGUCAAGCUGAAGAUCCCUGGAGAGAUGCCUGUGUUGGCUCCUGGGCCCCUCCAUGGGCAGGCCGGAGCUGGAGGGCUCGGCCCCUCAGACCCCCAGGCACAGGGGUCCCCCCAGCCCCUUUGCAGGGGGGGUGGGAGCCCAGUGUGGCAGGGAGGGGGGCUCUGCAUCACAGUUAAGGUACGAUUCUCCAUGCCAUGCUGCACGGCUGCUGUGGAGGGUGCAGAGCCCUCACUGCCAUGGGCACACUGUAAUGCCUUUUUGUUCCUUUUUUUUUUUUUUUUUUUUUUUUUCUUCCUUCCUCCCCUCCAUAGUUUGUGCCAUUUAUGAGUCAUGUAUGGUACCAAUAAAAUGACUUUUCGGUUUGAAGCUGU